AUGUUGUCUCUGGUGGUGAUGAGACGCACGCCGUUUGUGCUCGCGUCUGCUCAACGCGUCAACGUCAACGUGUGCCUGCGCGUGGCACAACAGCACAGCAUCGCAGCACUCACGAGAUGGACACAGCCAUGGACGGCAAACAGAGCGUCGUCCUCGUCGUCUGGGUCCACGCGGUGGAAGCAGCGCCAGGGCCGCGACAUGUACGCCCGCGAGGCCAAGGUCCAGGGGCUCAAGAGCCGCGCCGCCUUCAAGCUGCUCGAGAUGGACGCCAAGUAUAGGCUCUUCCGGCCGGGCCAAACCGUCGUUGAUCUGGUCGCAAUGGAGCGCACCCGUCCGCACGGCCGCGUCGUCGGCAUCGACCUCAUCCCCGCGCAGCCCCCGCGCGGCGUCGCCACCUUCCAGGGCGACUUUCUCUCCCCGCAGGUGCAGGCCCUCGUGCGGGACUUUAUCCUGCGAACGCACAAGCCUCGAUCUGGACCGCCACCUAAGCGCAAGCCAGCUGAGGAUGGCGAUGGGCGGUCUUCGUCGUCGGACGUCGGGGAGGUAUCAGACGCGGCUGCAGCUGGGGAAGCUCUGGCUCAGCCGAGCUACAUCGACCAGGAGCGGCACAUGGGCGAGGCGCCCGAGUCAAACUCGGAUGCCACGCCCGCAAAGUCGUCGGGCAUGGCGAUUGUAGAUGUUGUUCUAAGUGACAUGUCAGAACCCUGGCCUCAAACCAACGGCUACACCACGAACACUCUGAGUAAUCCCUACCACAGGCUCAUGAACACGAGCGGCAACGCCUUUCGCGACCACGCCGGGAGCAUGGAUCUCUGCAACGCGGCGCUGCAGUUUGCGAGUGACACGCUCCGGCCGGGAGGUCACUUUGUCUGCAAGUUCUACCAGGGCGCCGAGGACAAGAAGCUGGAGAAGCGGCUAAAGGGGCUCUUUGCCAAGGUGCACAGGGAAAAGCCCGAGUCUUCGAGAAGCGAGAGCAAGGAAGCGUACUUUAUUGCAUUGCGGAGGAAGCAUGGCGUUGUCGUCGAGGAAGAGGAGUGA
Purpureocillium lilacinum is the source of this 1038-nucleotide messenger RNA. RefSeq names its product 2' O-ribose methyltransferase. Lineage: Eukaryota; Fungi; Ascomycota; Sordariomycetes; Hypocreales; Ophiocordycipitaceae. Gene Ontology annotation, molecular function: rRNA (uridine-2'-O-ribose)-methyltransferase activity. Gene Ontology annotation, cellular component: mitochondrion. The record is from RefSeq and is a predicted model, not a curated record. Gene Ontology annotation, biological process: RNA methylation.